This is a messenger RNA of Cadophora gregata, 1902 nucleotides long. RefSeq lists its product as uncharacterized. The transcript has 3 exons. The record is from RefSeq and is a predicted model, not a curated record. The coding region runs from base 432 to 1811 and encodes 459 amino acids. NCBI's taxonomy places the organism in Eukaryota, Fungi, Ascomycota, Leotiomycetes, Helotiales, Ploettnerulaceae. Gene Ontology annotation, biological process: regulation of transcription by RNA polymerase II. Gene Ontology annotation, molecular function: zinc ion binding; DNA-binding transcription activator activity, RNA polymerase II-specific.
GCACACUGGACAAAUGAAACCUCCUCUUUUCGCGUCUGCCUAACAUUCCGCCUCGUAGGCCAGUCUCAGAGGGUCAUUCCUUCGAGCUUCUGGAACUUCAUAUAUUCGAGAUGUCCCAUAUUCGUCUAGACACUUUUCGGAGAUAUCGGCACCAAUUUGUUUCUUUCAUGGACUUGGCAACUCCAAAUACAUCCUCAAUUCGACUUCUGACUCCUCGUUCUCGUAACCAAUUUGUUUUGUAGCCAUCAACAAGAGAUUUUUAAUGCUGUGAGGGAAUGUAAAAGAGUUCUAUACAGAAGGGCAUUCGUUUCUAUGCAAAUCUAUUCAUACCAAUCACCAACGGCCAAUUGAGGAGUACCGUGCCCUAGACCCCAGCAAUAUCUCCUCGUAUUCGACCUUAUAGAUUGUUGUAUUGUUCAAGAAGGAAACUCAUGACAACUGUCGUACGAAAGAUGCACCGGACGGAGGCUGGUCCGUCUGAAAAUGCCCCCACAGUCAGAACUCGCAAGUCAAAUGGAAAAUCAAGGCUAGGCUGUAUGUCUUGUAAGCAAAAGCGAAUCAAGUGCGACGAACAACGACCGAAGUGUACCAAAUGCAAAGUAUCGUCUCAAGCAUGCGUCUACCCCACGAAUGAUGUGCCCAAGUGGAAAAGCUCCGUCAACACUUUCUCACUACCCUCCGCGGCGGAAUUCAGCUCUCCUUCAACUACAUCAGCUACAUCAGUAGCUUCGAUGCAAGGCGAUUUUGGCUAUACAUCAACGCCAUCUCCUCCAUACUCAAAUUUUGGCGAACAGUCACCUCUCGAGUACGACAACUCAUUCUUCAACAACUUCGAUAUCCUAGGUCAUGGACUUUCCCCUAUGCCACUGGAGCAAUCUCAGCUGUUUGAAACACAGGAUGUCUUACUAUUGAUGCAUUUUACAUCGACGACCAGUCUUGAUCUGAUUGGGCCACAACAGCUUUGGACUGAGGAUGCCAUGCAGCUUGCAUUCCAGCAUAGCUUCCUCAUGCACGCAAUUCUUACACUCUCAGCACGCCAUCUUCAAAAGGCUCCCUGCUCUCUGACGAGUGGUCCAGAACCAGAUUACAAACUCCUCGAACAAUACCACCACCACGAAGCUCUCACAGCCUUCCAUGCUGACUUCCACAAUAACGCACAAUCAAAUCAAGACGCCGUACUAGCCACGUCUUUUCUCCUCAGCUUCCAUGCAUGCUCCGUCCUAGACUUCAAACUAGUUAUCCCCGCCCAAGACAGUUCCCUCACAUUCCUCCGAUAUAUUCCGUCAGUACUGGCCGAUCGUCCAGACACAACGCAAAAUGGCCGCUUCCAAGUCCUUGUCGAACCAAGGCUCUUCUUGCCCCAUGUCACCCCAAGUAUGGGACCUGGCGCACAAUUCAUGAGCCUUCUCAAUCACCUCCCACAAGAUUCGCCUGCCCUUGUACACCGCGAUAUCUACGUCGAGCGCAUCGAGUCGCUCACCCUCUAUCUCUCAACGUCCACCUCUAAAGAUCUCCAGCCUAGUGUGCUGGAAGAACUACUUUCGUGUUUCUUGCGGUGGCAAUCUCUCUGUCCUAGUGAGUUCAUCGACCUAAUUGGGGAACUUGACGGCAUUGCGCUCGUCAUAUUGGCGCAUUACUAUGCUGCUGCCGCAUACUUGUUGUCAAGGAAUAGAGGGAAAUGGUGGUGGUGGCAUGAAAAGCCUGGAUACAUGGUGGGUACGAUUGGAGAUUAUCUCGGGAGGGAGUGGGAACAUUGGAUGCAGUGGCCGAGAGGCAUGAUUCAAAGAGUGGGUAAUCUUUCUUCACAUUGACGAAUAAUAAUUCUUUCGCAAUAACGCAAUAUAACGAAUAAUACCGAUUAUAAACUCCAAAAUCGCCACAGUCCCUCUAUUUUUGUGUUUU